CAUCUGCAACAUUUCCCUUGCUAUCUUUCCAGGUUUGUAACAAUAAAUAUUUAAACUCGUCGUUUAAAUUUAGCCGGGAAUCUAAUUUUUCAUAACCGGGUUUGUGAAAUGUGUUCCUGGUUGGCGAUAAAUUGGAUCUUGACGGAAAUUAGCGAAAUUCCUGUGCAAGUUUCAGGGAAACUAUUCGGGUAAUGGCGGCGGGAGGGGAGGCAGGUGCAUGUGCAUUCGUUUGUUUGCUUUUCGCCCAAUUAGCGCUCGGGUUUUUGAGCGUGCUAAUGGCGGGAGUAGGGGAGGCGUCCGCGCGAAUUGUAAUCAAGUCUCUAUAUGACGUGUACAAAUCCUUAAUCUGCAUUCAUUUGCAUGGAACGCCGGUCUUUAAGUUGAGAUCCAGGCGCUCACCCACCAUUCAAUUUGCAAUGUAGUGUAUGUAAAUCCCCGAAUUAGUUUAAUCAAGGCCGUGGAAGGGAAUAGAAAUUAUGAUGUCUUUUGCAGCAGCAAUAAUGCGAGAUGCAGUGGCGCCGGUGUUGGGGGCGGUCCUUCUGACCUGUUACAGUCUGCAAGCAACGCUGGCCCUCUCCGAUGAGACGCCGCUGAAAUCAAGCAACGACAAUCCACAGAUCGAGGACGAGAUGUCGAAACGAGACUGGAACAAGGACCUCCACAUUUGGGGCAAGCGUGGCUGGAACAACCUCCACGAGGGCUGGGGUCGCAAACGCAGCGUUCCCGCCUGGGAGGAGCAGCAGGAGAAGCGAGCUUGGCAGAGUCUCCAAAGCGGCUGGGGCAAACGUUUCGCCCCCGAGGACGAGUACGCCAUCAGACAACUUGCUGCAAUGCUGGACUCACAAUACGACGAUUACAAUCCUGAAAUCGAAACGAACGACGACGAAAAACGAAACUGGGGUCAAUUCCACGGCGGCUGGGGCAAGAGGAGCAAGUGGGACAAUUUUAGGGGAUCGUGGGGCAAACGCGAACCAGCCUGGUCAAACCUCAAGGGCAUCUGGGGGAAAAGAAGCGGCGAGAAAUAAAUGUCGUAGAUUAGGAAUAUCUCAACAUCCAAAUAUUUAUUUAUUUUGAGGAUUUAUUGUUGGGUGAUACUUAUAAUCAUUGUACUGUAUUAUAAUGUUACUAUUAUUAAGGAUUCAAAUGCGUUGCGUAUUUUUGGGAACAUUUGUAAUUAUACCUAACUAUUAUGUAUGACACUGUAAUUAUUUAUGUGAGGAAAAUAAAUCUGUAUCUAAGCAUUUGUACGCUUUUUCGGCCGAACUCUUGACCCCUUGUUCCUGCCACACAAUGAAGAUUUCACCGAUAAGCACAACUGGCAGAUCGUCAACUAACAAAACCUCCACUUGAUCCCACACAAGAAGCCAUAACUUUUUGUGCCGAGCCUUUUGUAUUUGAUGCGAUUUUUAUUUUUAUUGAUACGGACGUUUUGAGUUCACAUUGCAUAUCAUCUUGAAUUUAUCCAGAAAACGUUAUUUCACUGAAGCACAAUGCAAAGAAUGACGGACAUUCGGACGUAAGA
Messenger RNA from Tribolium castaneum (red flour beetle), 1522 nucleotides. It is a transcript of the gene Mip, whose product is annotated as Myoinhibiting peptide precursor. The transcript has 2 exons. Lineage: Eukaryota; Metazoa; Arthropoda; Insecta; Coleoptera; Tenebrionidae. The coding region runs from base 477 to 1025 and encodes 182 amino acids. The record is from RefSeq and is marked provisional.